Molecule: messenger RNA, 424 nt
Organism: Cryphonectria parasitica EP155
Lineage: Eukaryota; Fungi; Ascomycota; Sordariomycetes; Diaporthales; Cryphonectriaceae
Exons: 4
Coding region: 73-312 (79 amino acids)
Source: RefSeq, a predicted model, not a curated record
AUCUACGAGCCCCUUACUACUUUCUAACCUAUACUCAACUCUCAAAACCCUCAAAUUAAAACGAUAAUCAAAAUGCCGUCCAUCAUUGUCAGCCUUUCCAAGUCUUCCACCGCGGCGCAGGUUGAUGCUGCGGCUAAGAAAGCCGAGGAGAAGGGAUGGACAGUCACCAACAAGUACACGUCCACUAUCAAGGGCUUCUCAGCCACCAAGGACGUUGCCGAGGGUACAGUCGCCACACAAGACGUUGAAGCGUUGAAGACGGUCGAUGGUGUGGAGGAUAUUGAGUUCGACUCAACUGUUACGACGCAGUAGGUAAUGGCUGCAAUAUAGGAGACCUGCUUUACUCUCCAGAGCAGUCCACUGGUUACAUAGCAUUCACACAAGUUUCACUCUACUAGACCUUUCCAAUAUGAAACCUAGAGAA